This is a messenger RNA of Gastrolobium bilobum, 1439 nucleotides long. RefSeq lists its product as uncharacterized. Gene Ontology annotation, molecular function: transmembrane transporter activity. Bases 41 to 1183 code for a protein of 380 amino acids. The transcript has 6 exons. Gene Ontology annotation, biological process: transport. NCBI's taxonomy places the organism in Eukaryota, Viridiplantae, Streptophyta, Magnoliopsida, Fabales, Fabaceae. The record is from RefSeq and is a predicted model, not a curated record.
AACCUUAAAACUCUCACAUCCAUUGUCUGAAGGUAUUAAGAUGGAUGAGUUGUCACCGAACCAGAUUGUUGUUGUUCAUGGGAUUGCUAGUGCUGGCUCAGUGGCUUUAGCCACAGGUUUCACAUAUCCUCUCGAUACCCUCAAAGUCCUCACUCAGGUUGGUUCCAGUGCCGCUAGAGAAUUGAAUGCUGCCGAGGCUUUGAUCAGAGUAUUCUCCUUGUCGGGUAAUGCAGGUCUGUUCAGUGGUUUUGGCUGGUUGGCAUUUGGAAGGAUUUUUGGUCUGGGAGCUCGAUUUGGGGUUUACGAAAUCCUGAAAGCUUAUUGCAAAGAUGGUCGAGAACUUAAUUAUAUCUCUGGUGCUGAGGCUCUUUUGGCAGGCAUGGCAGCUGGUGCCAUAGAGACAAUUAUAAGCUCUCCUUUUGAACUCAUCAAGAUUCGUAUGCAGGUUACCUCAGCUUCGUACGUCCCGAGCUCUAAUUUUGCUUUGGAAAAGGGGGCCCGCACACCUUUAGUUGCAAGAUUACUUAAUGGCUGUUAUCCAGACAAGAGGUCAUUGAACCAAUAUGUUGGUCUCAUCUCUACCCUCACAACAAAAAAUACUAACAUGACUGGUGCUUUAUUGGAGUAUCCAUGGGCAAUGACAGGAUCUGGGAGGCCACCAUCAGUUUGCAAUGUGAGAAGGCCAUCAGACAUUAUAUCUUUGGAAGGAUGGAGCACAUUAUGGAGAGGUCUACGUUCUGGAAUUGUUCGAGAUUCUGUGUUUGGUGGUGUAUUUUUUUCAAGUUGGGAACUUUUGCACCGAGCAAUGCUUGGGUGGAAAGCUGUAGGGAUGGAUCCUAUACCCAGCUUAAAUGAAGAAAUCGGUCCAUUGUCUCCCUUGGCUGUUAGUCUUUCUGCUGGAUUAUCAGCUUCAGUUGCUGCCGCUGCUUCUCAUAGUUUUGAUACUGCAAGAACUAGAUCACAGUGUACUGUGCUGCCAAAGCAUCUCUCUAUGGAGAGAAGGUUUCUGAAGUGGACACGACCAGGAAACAAGUUUGAAAGAAUUACUGGGAUCCAUCCUGCUGACAGGAAUGUCUUGUUCCGUGGUAUCGGGUUGCGGAUGGCUCGCUCUGGGAUUGCAUCAUUCAUGAUUGUAGGAAGUUAUUUCUUUGUUGUUGAUCAUCUUGCUUCUAGUUUGACUUAAUUGUCACAUAAUAAUACCUUCCUUUUGGGUAAUGUUUAAUGUUUACUAUUUUUUCUCCCAGAGAAAAGCAGUCACAUAAUUUAAAUUGCUGCUCUGUAAUAGUCAAUAAAGAAAAAUAGAAAGGAGAUAGUACUUGUUGCCUACCCCAGUUGAAUUUGAUACUGGUGAGAAUCAGCACCCGGAUUGUAAUCCAGAGAGAGAGAGAGACAGAAAGAAAGAACUGCAUUUGUUCAAUACAUAUAAGAUAAUUCUGAAA